AUGUACAGCCGGAUGACUUCUCUUCUGGAGGAGCACCAAGCCGCGCACAGAAAGUACGGGGCUGUGUCGGAUCUUUCGCCCUCUACUGUUCCAAAUAUGCUGGACGUCGUGUUCGGCUGUAAGGAUCCCUCGCGCUCGAUUGAUUUAUGGCACAUGCGCUACCUCGAGUUCUUUGGAUCCCGCGGGCGGUGGGAUGAUUGGCACUCGUGGGAGGUUGAUCCGCUGACGGGCUUAAAUGCUUCCACGACGCCUGAAACCAAGUCCGGGCCGUAUGCCUCGGGAUCUGAAGCAUCAGAAACCGAGAAUUCAGAGGCUUCGGCGCCAUCACCUGGGGUUCGACGAUGGAAGAAACGCGUGACAUAUUACAUUGAGGAAGCAAGGAAGCGUAGGAUUAUCCCAGAGUCAGGUUUAGAGUACGCCAGGUCCUCUAUCCUGUCUGGAUCUGACGCGGUGUUGAAGGUAAUCCUCAUCUCUGCCUUGCCGUAUCUGAAGGUCCUUAAGUACGUCAACGCCGAUUCCUCUUCUUCAUCGAAUAUUGUUUCGUUUUGCAAAGGUAUUGAGUGGGCUUUGGAUUUCGGUGUCUGGCCUCCUGGUCUACUCUCGCUCCGAAGACUCGCAGUCGGUAUCUCCCUCUCCAAUAGGGAAUCGUCGUUUGGCACCAGCGUGCUUGUCAGACUCCUGCAACUGCCAAACCUUGAUGAAAUCUAUCUUCGCGGCAUGAGAAUUGAUAGGGGGGAUCUUAACUUUGAUGAUUCUCUAAAUUCCGAGGAUGAGGACAAUCUCUUCUGGCAUCUUUCGGACCUUGACGAGUCUGAAAGGGCCCGUGAGAAAGCCCGCAUUCUGCGAACGCGCCUCUCACUGCCGGUCCAUUCUUCAUCCGUCAAACACAUCGUCCUUCACGAGCUGAUAGACUAUGACGCGACUGGGGACUUCAUGAUUGCCCUGCUCAAAACGCCCAAGAAUCUCGAGUCUAUCACUAUCUGCGGAUGUGAAGAGCCACUUGCGAAGACGGAUGAGAUGAUACGUGUUCUGUCUCAACAUCAAUCCGCGUCUCUUCAACGAUUACUCUUAUACUCGGAGCACGAAGAAAUUGAGACGUUCCCAACUGCUGUGUAUAUGCUCUCUGAUUUGAAAGGUUGCAACAACCUCAAAGUGUUGAACGUCAGAUGGAGUGAUAUCAGUAUUCAUGCGCGCUCGGCCAACUCCAUGGACAUUCUCAACACUGAAAAACUUGUUGCCCACUUUGUGAACGCAUUUCCUCCGAGCAUAUCUGUCUUGGUCGUUUACGAAGACUUUUUCUAUUGCGGCGAAUCCAUCGGGGACCAAAUUGAUGAUUGUCCGAGCUUGAACGAUGCCAUAGUGGCACUAAUCGAAUCAAAACGAUACCCAUACUUGGAGGCAAUCUAUCUCGCCAUUGACAGCGUCAAUGGCAACAUUUUUGAACCAGUACCUGAGGCUCAUUUCCAACGCACAAUAGAUGCUGGGAAGCAGCAUGGUAUCCAUGUCCAUGCGCCAACAGGCACCGAGUGGCCUGCUUCUCAUAAUAGCUAUUUUGUGACCAUGCCGAACAUCCAUGAGGUCAAAUCGACGCCGGGCUAUGACCCGAACUGGGUAUUUGACCACUUUACUGGCCGAAAUAAGUCUAACCAACCAUGUUACGGUUGUGGGUGGUGUGAUAAAUGUCGCGAGAAUUGA
Molecule: messenger RNA, 1695 nt
Organism: Clonostachys rhizophaga
Lineage: Eukaryota; Fungi; Ascomycota; Sordariomycetes; Hypocreales; Bionectriaceae
Source: the annotation of a GenBank genome assembly